AUGGUGCACGCGCUGCUGCUUGGCCUUUGCCUUGGCCUUUGGGUCUGUGCCUGGGCACAUCCGCUGCAGGAUAUCGAUUUGAGUUCGCCCAAUGGACGCAUUGUGGGCGGCUAUGAGACGCACAUUGCCCUCUAUCCGCAUCAGAUUUCGCUGCGUCGCAAGGCAAUUACCGCACCAAAGAAUCCCUUUUCGCAUAUCUGCGGCGGCUCCAUAAUUGCCGAGGAUAUCAUUGCAACGGCGGCGCACUGCAUUAUUGCCACGGUCCCAAGUCAGUAUAAGGUGGUCGCUGGCACCAGUCGCCGCAAUGGCAGCGACGGCAUCAUUGUCUCCGUCUCCGAGAUCAUCAUGCACGAAAAGUACAACCCGGCUAACUAUGAUAAUGAUAUUGCGUUGCUACGCCUGAGUUCGCCGCUGCCGUUGAACAACUUUACAAUCCAGGCCAUUGAGCUGGCCAGUACGGACGCGACACCAGGUGCCAUUAGCACCAUUACUGGCUGGGGCACCACCAGUGCCGGCGGCACUGCAUCCGAUCAAUUGCGCGCUGUCGAUGUGCCCAUUGUCAGCAAUGAGCUCUGCGAUGAGGAUUAUGGUGGCAACCGCAUUACGGCGGGCAUGCUGUGCGCGGGUGUGCGCGGCGAUGGUGGCAAGGAUGCCUGCCAGGGCGAUUCUGGUGGUCCGCUGAUCAUUGGCAACAAGCUGCAUGGCAUUGUCUCAUGGGGCAACUCAUGCGCCUUGCCCACACAUCCGGGCGUCUAUGCCAAGGUCUUUUAUUAUCUCGAUUGGAUCGCGUCCAAGUUGCCUUGAACUCGAUCUAGCUAAAAAAAAAUCCUAGGAAUUCAAGCAUCCAAUUGUGUCACAUGCCUGAAUAAACU
Messenger RNA from Drosophila novamexicana, 872 nucleotides. RefSeq names its product trypsin zeta. Lineage: Eukaryota; Metazoa; Arthropoda; Insecta; Diptera; Drosophilidae. The record is from RefSeq and is a predicted model, not a curated record. Gene Ontology annotation, biological process: proteolysis. Gene Ontology annotation, molecular function: serine-type endopeptidase activity. Bases 1 to 804 code for a protein of 267 amino acids. The transcript has a single exon.